AUGGUCCAAGUGGCAUAUAAAGAUGUGAAAGUAUUUUGCAUAGACGGUAUAUGGCUCAGACGCCCAGCAUCAAAUGACCUCGCUGUCCGAGCCAACGUGCCUUCCAGCAGCCACGUCACUGAAACGGCAGCCAUGGAAGUGGAGUUACAAAAGUACCAGGUCAUUGCAGGCUCAGGGCUGGACGUCGGCUUCACUCUGAUCUCCCCGCACGGAUACAGAUUGGUCUCCGACUUCAGAAAAUCAGAUGGCAUACACACGGUGGACCCCACUGAGGAGGGCGACUACAGGAUUUGCUUUGACAACAGCUUCAGCCAUAUUUCAGAGAAGAUGGUGUACGUGGAGGUGAUCGUGGAUGGACCAGAGGAGGACGAUGAGAAUGAUGAAGACUGGGCUGCUCUGGCUGAACCAGAGGACUUGCUGGAGUACAAACUGGAGGAUAUCAGGGACACAAUGGAUGCUGUGCACAAGAACCUGGAGCGAAGUCGUCAGCUACAGACGACGCUGCGGGCGUUCGAGGCUCGUGACCGUUACCUGCUGGAGGAUAACCUGUGGCGGGUUUCCUUCUGGUCCAGUGUCAGUCUGCUGGUCAUGGUCAGCGUGGCCCUCACCCAGAUCUACACGUUACGAAGAUUAUUCAGUGACAAACACAGAGUUUGUACAUAGCAGAGAUGAACUGGAGAGGGAUGAUGUUGGAACACUGUAUGUUGGACUAAUGGAUUCUGUAAAUGAAGACCUGGAAACUCUCAGGUCCAAAAAAUACCCCUCUUGUUUAUGCUAGAAUUGAAGUGUUUGGAGCUAUCAGUGAAUCUGACCGGUUUUAAUUAUAAGAGUAAGCUAACACUGCUGAACACUAAAUUUACUUGAAGUAUAAAAAACAUUUGAAUGUAAUUUUGUACUUUUAAAACACUAUUGUUAAAAUAAUGUAUGAGAAUUAUGAGAAAUAAAUAACAUUGCGAUUACACAUUUCUUAUAGAUUUACACAGCAGGAAAAUAAAAAUCCAAGGG
Cyprinus carpio (common carp) is the source of this 1005-nucleotide messenger RNA. RefSeq names its product transmembrane emp24 domain-containing protein 1-like. Gene Ontology annotation, biological process: intracellular protein transport; endoplasmic reticulum to Golgi vesicle-mediated transport; Golgi organization. The transcript is spliced from 6 exons. Bases 1 to 663 code for a protein of 220 amino acids. NCBI's taxonomy places the organism in Eukaryota, Metazoa, Chordata, Actinopteri, Cypriniformes, Cyprinidae. Gene Ontology annotation, cellular component: endoplasmic reticulum; COPII-coated ER to Golgi transport vesicle; endoplasmic reticulum-Golgi intermediate compartment. The record is from RefSeq and is a predicted model, not a curated record.